This is a messenger RNA of Capsicum annuum, 1039 nucleotides long. Its product is annotated as protein BOBBER 2. The record is from RefSeq and is a predicted model, not a curated record. The transcript has 2 exons. The coding region runs from base 167 to 931 and encodes 254 amino acids. Lineage: Eukaryota; Viridiplantae; Streptophyta; Magnoliopsida; Solanales; Solanaceae. Gene Ontology annotation, biological process: protein folding. Gene Ontology annotation, cellular component: cytoplasm.
AGGACUUACCAACUACAACAAGGAUUCCAAUUCAUAACAAAAAAGGAUUAUUUUUUCUCUCUAUAUAUACGCUCAAUUAUUCUCCCAAACUUCUCACAUCAACUCACUUAAUUAUUUUCUCUUCUACUUCUCAAUAACUCGUUUAAUUUUUUAUUUUUUUUCAAGAAUGGCAAUUCUCUCAGAUUACCAAGAAGAAGAAAAUCAAGAACAAAUCAUUAAGCCUAUUGAGAAAGUAGAAGAAAAUUCUUCUACUAAUUCAAAUUCAGCCCCUAAAGAAGAUGAAAAUUCUUCUUUAGUCACAAAAAAAGAAGAAAACAAGAAUUCAGCCCCUAAAGAAGAUGAAAAUUCUACUUCAACCCCAAAAGAAGAAGAAGAAAACAAGAAACUAAAUCCAAAUAAGUCCAAUGGAUUUGAUAUGGAGAAUUAUUCAUGGGGCCAAUCUCUUCAAGAAGUCACCAUCAAUGUUCCUGUUCCCCCAGGUACAAAAGCAAGAUUCAUAAUUGUUGAAUUCAAGACAACAUCCCUGAAAGUUGGACUAAAAAAUCAACCACUAAUCAUAGAUGGUGAAUAUUUCAAGGCAGUAAAAGUUGAUGAAUGUUAUUGGAGUUUAGAAGAUCAAAAAGAAAUAUCAAUUCUUUUAACAAAAAAGGACAAAUCUGAUUGGUGGAAGAGUUUAUUGAAAGGUGAAGCAGAAAUUGAUACACAAAAAGUAGAACCAGAACCAAGUAAAUUGUGUGAUUUGGACAAUGAGACAAGAGCAGCAGUUGAAAAAAUGAUGUUUGAUCAAAGACAAAAACAAAUGGGACUUCCAACAAGUGAGGAGAUUAAGAAUCAAGAUCUUUUAAAGAAAUUUAUGCAACAAAAUCCUGUUAUGGCUAAUAAUUUUGGUGAUGGUAAGAUGAGGAUGCCAAACUCUAAGAUGUUUGGUUAAUAUUGCAUUAUUAUUUUUAAGUAGGUUUUUGAUUAUUUUUAUUUUAUGUUAUAGUGUGAGGGGUUUGGAUUAUUAUUGGAAUUUUGUUGGGAUUUAUUGUUUGGUUUA